Anolis sagrei ordinatus is the source of this 5433-nucleotide messenger RNA. It is a transcript of the gene PTPN14, whose product is annotated as protein tyrosine phosphatase non-receptor type 14. Lineage: Eukaryota; Metazoa; Chordata; Lepidosauria; Squamata; Anolidae. The record is from RefSeq and is a predicted model, not a curated record. Gene Ontology annotation, biological process: protein dephosphorylation; lymphangiogenesis. Gene Ontology annotation, molecular function: protein tyrosine phosphatase activity. Gene Ontology annotation, cellular component: cytoskeleton.
AAAGGGGGAAAGAAAGGAGCUCUCGGGCAUUUGGAUUCCUAGUUGGUCCCGAGUUCCUUCCCUCCUCCCCCCCUUCUUCCCCUUGGCAUUUGGGGGAGGCUUGGCCCGCCUUGGAACAGAGUCAAACUCCGAAAGGCAUCCUGGAUUUGGGCUCCUUUUGGAGCGCCACUUCUUUGAGUCGCCUGUGCGUCAAAAUACGGAGGGAGAGAGAAAGCAAGCAAGCAAGAGAGAAGUGCUCCCUCCAGGCAAGUCCCCGCCGCCUCCUGCCCUGCAGUGGCUGCUCCGCAUUCUUGGCAUUCCUGGGCUGUGACUCCGAGGUCGGCGACGGCAAGGAGGCAGGCGGGAGGGCUCUUGCUUCUCCAAGCAGCAGCUCCACGCAGGACCGGGGCCGAGGAAGAGCCACGCGGGAGGGAGGGAAGGAGGGAGAGACGGAGGGUGGACCCACACGCUCUGGACGCCUGCCUUUCUCCAUCUAGGCACCAAUCCCCUCCUCUCUGCUUGGCUCUCUCCUCCCUCCAGGCUCCCGAACUUCUUCCCUCCUCCAGCACCCUCCCUUCCUGAAGCUCAAACUUCCUACAAACUUUUCUUUGGAGAGCCUUGUGUGUUGCUUCUUCGGGAGGGGGAAAAGAAAGAAAGAAGAGCCCCUCUUUUUUGCUGCUGACUCCUCAGCCCCCCAAUAUUAUUCAGUCCUCUUCAUUCCCCACCAUCCUCCUUUUCUCCCCUUCCUCUUUCUCCCCUUUCCUUCCUAAUUUUGGCAAAUUCUGUCGGCUCCAACUUGCCCUGUCCCCUUGUUUGGAUUCCUUGGCUAAAGCGGAAGCCUCCUUCAUCCAUCACCGGUGAAUCUUGCGGAUUUUAAAAAAAGAAAUCAAGGCCUAGAGGAAGGAAAGGAGGAGAUCUCGGAGAACUAUACCUUGAGGAGGCGCAGCUGCCUCGAAGGGGUCCCAAACUCAUGUGAAAGCAGGGAUUGCUUUUGGGAUCUGCAUUUGGCAUGGGCAACCUUUCCCAAAUUUGGAGGAGGAGAAGAGUGGCCACCAGAGGAGCAGCGUUCCAAGCUCCCUCCCUAAGAAGACCUCAAGUGUGAAAAGGAAAGGGACGAUUUUCUUCCAGCAGUCAUGCCUUUUGGGCUGAAAUUGCGAAGGACCAGGCGCUACAAUGUCCGGAGCAAGAACUGUUUCAUGACGCGGAUUCGCUUAUUGGACAACAACGUGAUUGAGUGUACGUUCUCAGUGGAGAGCACUGGUCAAGAAUGCUUGGAAGCUGUGGCUCAGAGGUUGGAAUUGCGAGAGACACACUAUUUUGGCCUUUGGUUUCACAGCAAGAGCCAGCAAGUGCGAUGGGUGGAACUGGAGAAACCACUCAAAAAGCAACUGGACAAGUUUGCCAGUGAGCCUCUACUUUUCUUUGGGGUCAUGUUCUAUGUGCCAAGUGUUACUCGUCUGCAGCAAGAAGUCACAAGGUAUCAGUAUUACCUGCAGGUGAAAAAGGAUGUUCUUGAUGGACGAUUGCGAUCUUCAUUUGAGCAAGGGAUAAGGUUGGCUGCACUAGCAGUUCAAGCUGAUUUUGGGGACUACGGUCAAUUUAAAUCUCACGAUUUCCUCCGGGAAUAUGUUUUGUUUCCUAUGGAUUUGACCCAAGAUGAAGCAGUCCUCGAGGAACUGACACAAAAAGUAGCCCACGAGCACAAAAACAAUUGUGGGAUGUCUGCUGCAAAAGCGGAACUUCAAUACAUAAGUGAAGUGGAACGAUUAGAUGGGUUUGGGCAGGAAACUUUCCCUGUGAAGGACAAUCAAGGAAAUGACAUUCAUCUUGGAAUCUUUUGUAUGGGAAUUUUUGUGAAAAACCGAAUGGGAAGGACCACAAUGAUCUACAGGUGGAAUGAUAUUGGCAAUAUAAUGCACAACAAGUCUUCAAUCACUGUGGAACUGCUCAACAAGGAAGAAACAGUGUUUUUUCAUACGGAUGACAUUGAAAAUGCCAAGUAUAUUUCACGGCUGUUUGCAGCAAAACACAAGUUUUACAAGCAAAACAAAAUCUGCACAGAACAAUCAAAUUCUCCUCCUCCUAUUAGACGGCGACCCACCUGGAGCAAAUCAUCCUUGCCAAGGCAGCAGCCAUUUAUUAUGCCUCCUAUCCACAUCCAGUGUGGAGAACAUUACACUGAAACUCACAAUUCACAAGACAGCAUUUAUCAUGGAAAUGAAGAAAUGUUUUACUGUCGAUCUCAGACUAGUUUGGAUAGGUGUGCAAUGGACUUCAGCUACUUGAAUGGCAAUGUGCCAAAUGGAAGCGUAUGCAGUGCUCAGAGUAUGAACUCUCUCAACCACUCACAAAACUUUAUCCAAGCUUCUCCAAUGUCCUCCAACCUUAGCAUCCCUGGAAGUGACAUUAUGAGAGCAGACUACAUCCCAAGCCAUAGACAUAGUGCAAUCAUCGUCCCUUCCUAUCGGCCAACACCAGACUAUGAAACUGUAAUGAGGCAAAUGAAGAGAGGGGUAAUUCACACGGACAGCCAAAGCCAAUCUUUAAGAAAUCUUAAUAUUGGGAACACUCAUGCUUACAACCAACCCAAAGACCUUGUAUACAGCCAACCAGAGAUUCGGGAGAGAGCUCCUUAUGUCAUUCCUUACGGGCCUCAGGGCACUUACAAAACACACAUUGCUCCAUCUGAGCAAGUAAAUCCCAUCAGUGCAGCACAGACAAAAACAGCAGCAACUGCUAUUUCCCACACUGUGAGCACACCAGAGCUAGCCAACAUGCAGCUCCCCAAUAAUCAAAGAUGUGGUACAAUGCAUAUUCUAAAGAACUAUCUUUUCAGGCCACCACCUCCGUAUCCACGUCCCCGCCCUGCUACCAGCACACCUGACUUAGCAAGUCACCGCCACAAAUAUGUUAGUGGUAGCAGUCCAGACCUGGUCACUCGGAAGGUCCAACUCUCAGUGAAGACCUUUCAAGAGGAUAGCUCACCAGUUGUCCACCAAUCUCUCCAGGAAGUCAGUGAGCCUCUCAUGGCGACCAAGCAUCAUACAGGUGUCAACAAGCGCCACAGUUUGGAGUUUAUAAGCAACAUGGUCCGUGAUAUGGAAGCCAUGGCUUUAAAGAGUCUAAAUGCACCUUUACCACGCAGGAAUACUUUGCGUGAGCAGGUGCAACCAGAGGAAGUAGUUCAACGGAGUCAUGAGGUCCAGCAGCUUCCCCACUACCAUCACAAAAAGACCUUCUCAGAUGCCACCAUGCUAAUCCAUAGCAGUGAAAGUGAAGAGGAAGAAGAAGCUGCAGAAUCUGUGCCUCCUAUGGUUGCACUUCAUGAAAACAUGGAAUAUAGUGCUCAGCUCCAAGCUGCCUUGACUAGAAUAUUACAUAAACCUCCUCCUGAGUAUCCUGGACCAAGGAAGAGCAUGAGCAACGGAGCUCUGCGGAAUGACCAGGUGAACGUUCCACUGACUGUGUCCAGAGUCAGGCCUAUGAGGCCAGGGCCUGCAAGGGCCAUUAGCAUAUCUCGAACUGAUCAAAAUUUGGUCAAUGGGUCUUCGCUUGGCCCAUCAAUCUCUGAGCCAGACCUCACAAUUGUAAAGGAAAGAGUCAAGAAAGAACCAGUGAAGGAGAGGCCGGUAUCCGAAAUGUUUUCUAUUGAGGAUAGUAUCAUAGAAAGAGAGAUGAAGUAUCUAGAGAAACAGAAGAUGGCAGGCCUGGAGGCCCAGAAGAGGCCCUUGAUGUUGGCAGCGCUCAAUGGUCUCUCAGUUGCUCGAGUUCCAGUGCCUGAGGAUAGCCAGGAUGAAGGAGCCAAGGUGCCAAUGGAUGAGCGGUGCAGACUUCUGAGAAGAAAACUGGAAGAUGGGAUGGUAUUCACUGAAUACGAGCAGAUCCCAAAGAAGAAAGUGGACGGGAUAUUUACUACAGCAGUUCUUCCUGAGAACAUAGAGCGUAACCGUGUCAGAGAAGUAGUUCCAUAUGAGGAGAACCGAGUGGAGCUAGUGCCAACCAAAGAAAACAACACAGGCUACAUCAAUGCCUCACACAUAAAGGUUACAGUAGGCGGGGAGGAAUGGCACUACAUUGCUACGCAGGGACCUUUACCACAAACAUGUCAUGACUUUUGGCAAAUGGUGUGGGAAGAAGGAGUGAAUGUGAUAGCCAUGGUGACAGCAGAAGAGGAAAGAGGAAGAACCAAGAGCCAUCGCUACUGGCCCAAACUUGGCUCCAAGCACAGCUCAGCCACUUAUGGGAAGUUUAAAGUGACCACCAAAUUCCGCACUGAUUCUGGCUGCUAUGCCACCACAGGUCUGAAGGUGAAGCACCUCUUGUUAGGACAAGAGAAGACGGUGUGGCAUUUGCAGUAUACCGACUGGCCGGAUCACGGAUGUCCAGAAGAACAAGGCUUUCUGUCCUAUUUGGAAGAGAUCCAGUCGGUGCGGCGCCAUACCAACAGUGUUCUGGACAGCAGUAACAACUGCAACCCCCCAAUUGUGGUGCAUUGCAGUGCGGGUGUGGGAAGGACAGGUGUGGUUAUUUUGACAGAACUCAUGAUUGGCUGCCUGGAGCACAAUGAAAAAGUUGAUGUUCCAGUGAUGCUGCAGCAUCUCAGAGAACAGAGGAUGUUCAUGAUUCAGACCAUCGCUCAAUACAAAUUUGUCUAUCAGGUUCUCAUCCUGUUUCUUCAAAACUCUAGACUCAUAUGACAACCUCUGAAGAGGUCCUUCAGUCACAGUUACAUGGCCUUUGGUUCUGGCUGAAAAUCUGUCUUUGUUUUGACAAUAUAUGUUGUUGGGUUUGUUUGUUUGGUUUUUUUUUACAAUAUUUUAUGACACAUGGUCAUUGUUGCCUCAAGAGUAGGAAGACUUUCUUCGACCUACAGAUUCUGUUAUGCAAGAUAAUUUAUUGUUAUUAUUAUUUUCCUGGAAAAUGAUGUGUGAAUUUCCUUAAUUUGUGAAACAUGUAAUGAUUUUUAUUGACACAUCUUCACUGCAACCUGCCCUUAAGUGUAAGAGAUGUUCCCAUCCGAAGAGGUUCUCUUGUCCUUUGCAUUACUGUGUGACAUGUGAGGCUGUUUGCAUAUUUGGAUUUGAGGAAAUAAUGUUUUACAACCUGUUUUUCAGGGCUGACACCAUAAAGACUGUGAUGAAAAAGGCCUCUGUCCAAGUUUUACAAAUUGAUGCAUUUCCAUAAUAUUAUUACGACAGAGCAAACAGUUGCCCUAUGUCCGUAUUCUCCAGCUUGAUGCUGUCCAGAUGUGUUAAAUUGCAGCUCCUGUCUUUCCCAGUCAGGCUAGGGGCAUCAGGUUGUGGAAAGAUGCUGUGCAGGAUGCAUGUUAGAUAACUUUUGGCAUACUUUGCAGAUCCUACAGUUAGGCAAGAAUUAAUAUAAUUCCAUGGUUGGACAUAGAAUGUUGGUAUACAUACACAUACAUACAUACAUACAUACAUACAUACAUACAUG